This is a messenger RNA of Pteronotus mesoamericanus, 1089 nucleotides long. RefSeq names its product G protein-coupled receptor 4 (gene GPR4). Lineage: Eukaryota; Metazoa; Chordata; Mammalia; Chiroptera; Mormoopidae. The transcript has a single exon. Gene Ontology annotation, cellular component: membrane. The record is from RefSeq and is a predicted model, not a curated record. The coding region runs from base 1 to 1089 and encodes 362 amino acids. Gene Ontology annotation, biological process: G protein-coupled receptor signaling pathway. Gene Ontology annotation, molecular function: G protein-coupled receptor activity.
AUGGGCAACCGCACAUGGGAGGGCUGUCACGUGGACUCACGCAUGGACCAUCUCUUCCCGCCUUCCCUCUACAUCUUCGUCAUCGGCGUGGGGCUGCCCACCAACUGCCUGGCUCUGUGGGCUGCCUACCGCCAGGUGCGACAGCGCAACGAGCUGGGCGUGUACCUGAUGAACCUCAGCAUCGCCGACCUGUUGUACAUCUGCACGCUCCCGCUGUGGGUCGACUACUUCCUGCACCACGACAAUUGGAUCCACGGCCCUGGCUCCUGCAAGCUCUUCGGGUUCAUCUUCUAUACCAACAUCUAUAUCAGCAUCGCCUUCCUCUGCUGCAUCUCAGUGGAUCGCUACCUGGCCGUGGCCCACCCACUGCGGUUCACGCGCCUGCGCCGGGUGAAGACCGCCGUGGCCGUGAGCUCCGUGGUCUGGGCCACGGAGCUGGGCGCCAACUCGGCGCCCCUGUUCCAUGACGAGCUCUUCCGCGAUCGCUACAACCAUACGUUCUGCUUCGAGAAGUUCCCCAUGGAGGGCUGGGUGGCCUGGAUGAAUCUCUACCGGGUCUUUGUGGGCUUCCUGUUUCCGUGGGCCCUCAUGCUGCUGUCCUACCGUGGGAUCCUGCGGGCUGUGCGGAGCAGUGUGUCCACGGAGCGCCAGGAGAAGGCCAAGAUCAAGCGGCUGGCCCUCAGCCUCAUUGCCAUUGUGCUGGUCUGCUUUGCGCCCUACCACGUGCUCCUGCUUUCCCGCAGCGCCGUCUACCUGGGCCGCCCCUGGGACUGCGGCUUCGAGGAGCGUGUGUUCUCAGCAUACCACAGCUCGCUGGCUUUCACCAGUCUCAACUGUGUGGCUGACCCCAUCCUCUACUGCCUCGUCAACGAGGGCGCCCGCAGUGACGUGGCCAAGGCCCUGCACAAUCUGCUCCACUUCCUGGCCAGUGACAAGCCCCAGGAGAUGGCCAAUGCCUCGAUCACCCUGGAGACCCCACUCACCUCCAAGAGGAGCAGCAUGGCCAAGGCCAUGGCCGCCGGCUGGGUGGCAGCUCCGCCCGCCCAGGAGGACCAGGUGCAGCUGAAGAUGCUGCCUCCGGCACAGUGA